Erinaceus europaeus (western European hedgehog) is the source of this 5143-nucleotide messenger RNA. It is a transcript of the gene TMEM132C, whose product is annotated as transmembrane protein 132C. The transcript has 9 exons. The record is from RefSeq and is a predicted model, not a curated record. NCBI's taxonomy places the organism in Eukaryota, Metazoa, Chordata, Mammalia, Eulipotyphla, Erinaceidae. Bases 225 to 3539 code for a protein of 1104 amino acids.
CCGCUGGAGAAAAGUUGUCCCGGGCAGAGCGCGAGCGGCCACGGGAUCCUGAGGCGCCGCGGUGUGAAGCCCCAGGGGCGGGCGCGCCCCCGACCCCCGAGCUGCGGCGGAGACACCGACUCGCCCGCUGGGGACGCUCCGGGGCAUGGGACAGCCGGCGGGGGCGGCGGGCGGGCGCUGCGCCGCGGGCGGGCGGCGGGCGGCGUGAGCGGCCGGGACCCACGAUGCGCUCGGAAGGCGCGGCCCCCGGGCGGGUGGCGCCGCUGUGCGGGGCGCUGAGCCUGGUGCUGGGCGCCUUGCUGGGCAAAGUGAUAGAGGGCCGAGGUGUCUCGGACAACAUUCAGAGACUUUCUUCACUGCCACCUUACCUGCCUGUCAGCUACCACAUCCUCAGAACAGAAACCUCUUUCUUCCUGAAAGAAAUCAACCAGGACUUCAUGCGCAAUGCCAGCCUGCAGUCCAGGGUGGAGUCUUUUUUCACCUACAGAGCCAAGCGUCCCCCGAUCCUCAAUGCCAGCUACGGGCCUUUUUCUGUGGAGAAAGUUGUGCCUCUGGACUUGAUGGCCACUUCAAACUUCUUAGGUCCCACCAACAAGUUUUCUCUGAACUGGAAACUCCAGGCCCGAAUCCUGCAGGAGAAGAUCUACCUGAGCCGGCCCCGAGUGCAGGUGCUGUUCCAGGUGGUGGGCAGAGACUGGGACCAACACAGCGCCGGGGACACGCUGCCCUGCCUGCGGGUGUUUGCUUUCAGGGAGACCAGAGAAGUGCGAGGCAGCUGCCGGCCACAGGGAGACCUGGGGGUGUGUGUGGCUGAGCUGGAGCUGCUCACCGCAUGGUUCAGUCCCCCGUCGGUGGCCAACAGGAAGAAGGUGGCUGAACAACUGGAGGCCAAUCCUGUUGACCUGUACUACAGUGUGCACCCUGGGGCUGAGCGGGGAGACUGCAGUGGAGGAGACAUCAGGAAGGGCAAUGCUAUCCGUCCAGGCAAGGAUGGACUAGGGGAAGCCACAUCCUACUUGCAAAGGAUUGGUGCCGUCAGCCUGUACCAGACCCAGGAUAACGCUCAGCUCAACGAGUUGCGUCUGGAUGGCAACAUUGUCAUUUGGUUGCCUUCUAGACCAGUCAAACAAGGAGGUGUGGUCACUGCCUAUGUCACCAUCGCCAGCAAUUCCACUGUGGAUCUCUUCAUCUUGAGAGCCAAGGUGAAGAAAGGGGUGAACAUCCUUGCCAUGCAGACCAGUGAGCCGCAGCAGUGGGACGUGAAGCAGGAGAUGGGGAAUGGUGGGAAACACUCCACUACGACCGUGGUGUGCCAACGCCUGGGCCCUGGCACAGGAGACAGAAGCAACAGCCUCUUCAAUGAGGUCGUGCAGAUGAACUUUGAAAUAGCCAGCUUCAGCAGCCUGUCGGGGACCCAACCCAUCACCUGGCAGGUGGAGUAUCCCCGGAGGGGCACCACAGACAUCGCUGUUUCUGAGAUCUUCAUCAGCCAAAAGGACCUGGUCGCCAUCGUGCCCUUGGCCAUGGACACUGAAAUUCUGAACACCGCCAUACUCACAGGGAAGACAGUGUCCCUGCCCAUCAAGGUGGUCUCAGUGGAGGAGAACAGUGUCAUUACAGAUAUUUCAGAAUCAGUGGAGUGCAAGUCCACAGACGAAGACGUCCUCAAAGUGUCUGACCACUGUGACUAUGUCUUCGUCAAUGGCAAAGAGAUCAAAGGCAAGGUGGAUGCAGCAGUGAACUUCACCUACCAGUACCUGAGUGCCCCCCUGCACAUCACUGUGUGGGUGCCCAGGCUGCCCCUGCAGAUCGAGGUCUCUGACACAGAGCUUAGCCAGAUUAAAGGCUGGAGGGUCCCCAUUGUGACCAGUAAGAGGCCCACCCGGGAGAGCGAGGAUGAGGACGAGGACGAGCGGCGGGGCCGGGGCUGCGCCCUGCAGUACCAGCGUGCCAUGGUGCGUGUGCUCACCCAGUUCGUGGCGGAGGGCGCAGGCUCCUGGGCACCGCACAGCCACCUGCUUACUCCCGACUGGCAGCUGGACAUCACGCACCUGGUGGCCGACUUCAUGAAGCUGGAGGAACCCCACGUGGCCAUGCUGCAGGACAGCAGGAUCCUGGUCGGCCGGGAGGUCGGGAUGACCACCAUCCAGGUGUUGUCCCCUCUGUCUGACUCCAUCUUGGCAGAGAAGACGGUGACCGUACUAGAGGACAAAGUGUCUGUGACAGACUUGGCCAUCCAGCUGGUGGCAGGGCUGACUGCCACCCUCUACCCCAGUGCGGAGAACAGCAAGGUCAUCACCACUGUGACCCUGGCCGAGGAGCUGCUUCGAACCCCCAAACAGGAAGCCGUGAUCAGCACGUGGCUGCAGUUCAGCGAUGGCUCUGUGACUCCCCUGGACAUCUAUGACACCAAGGACUUUGUCCUGACUGCCAACACCCUGGACGAGGCCGUGGUGUCAGUCCCCCCAGCCCGCUCCCCCUGGUGGCCUGUCGUGAUGGCCGAAGGGGAAGGCCAGGGACCACUAGUCCGGGUGGACUUGGCCAUAGCCGAAAUCUGCCAGAAAUCCAAGCGCAAGAGCGUGCUGGCCAUGGGCCAGGCUUACAUCAGGGUCAAGUUCGGCCAGAGCGAUGAGGAGCCCAGCCUGGACCGUGAGGACAAGGAAGACGAAGGGCAGAUCAGGAACCACGCCAGUGGCCGUAGACACAAGAACCUGGACCCCGAGCGUGGGGGGCAGGACAGCCAUCUCUAUGGGGGCUCUUCCCUGGAGCGAGAGGAGGGGGCUCUGCGGAAAGCCAGCAGCACCACCAAGACGCUUCCGGACAACAGGGUGGGCAAGAACAGCCGGCUGGAUGGCGAGGGCCAGCUGCAGAACAUCCCCAUUGACUUCACCAACUUCCCGGCCCAGGUAGAGCUCCCCCAGGCUGGGGCAGGGUUGCAGGAGGACGACCCGGUGCCCACACCAAGGGGCCUGAGCGACCUGGAGAUCGGCAUGUACGCCCUGCUGGGGGUCUUCUGCCUAGCCAUCCUGGUCUUUCUUAUCAACUGCGCCACCUUCGCACUCAAGUACAGGCACAAGCAGGUCCCCCUGGAGGGCCAGGCCUCCAUGACGCACUCGCACGACUGGGUCUGGCUGGGCAAUGAGGCCGAGCUCCUGGAGAACCUGGGUGAGGGGUCCCCGCCGCCCGAUGAGCACACGACCAUCCUCGACCGGGGACUGGGGGGCUAUGAAGAGAGCAACCGGCUCCUACUCAAUGGGGGCUCCCAGAAGCCCCGCCCAGCACAGAGCCUCCGGCCUGGGGACAGUGGAGGCCCACAGAGCCGGGAGCAGAAGCCAGAGCCCCUGCACUCGCCCACCUCCAAGAGGAAGAAGGUCAAGUUCACCACUUUCACCACCAUCCCCCCGGACGACAGCUGCCCCACCGUGAACUCCAUCCUGGGUGGCCAUGAUGAGGACCUCAAGUGGGGGUGCCCCGACUUGGAUGGGGGUGGCCCCAAAGAACUCAGAAACUAUUUGGAGAAAUUCAAAGACAAAAUGUAGGCCCCUGGAAGACCCCUUUCUGCUGUAGAUCAGGGGCAGGGAGGACCCUGUCAGGAACAGCAGCCUGGGGAGGGUGGGGAUUCAAACAUGACUCAGCCGGGUCCUGUCUCAGAACAGUCGGGACAUCCAAAGCCGGGAAAGGGAUUUUUUUUUUUUUGUAUCAAAGGAGUUUUUAACAGUGGAGGAUGGCGAAUUUAGGGGAGUCAGCAGGACAAACUUUGGGAAGGCCUCUGACAGAGACAUUGAACUUCGCCAGGCAGCCUUUGGAAGGUUUACUCUUAGGAGCCCAACUAGAAUGCAAAUGAGCUACCAAAAAUUCUUUGUUAAAAAAAUGAAAAAAAAAAAAGACAAAAUAAAAAGACGCAGAAAUAAUCACUCGUUUAUAUUUCUAAUAGAGGAGCAAAACAAAAUUAGGGCAUGCCCAGGGAGAUUUUUUUCCUUUUUUUUUUUUUUUUUGGCUUAAUAACCCCCUUUUCAAAGUCAGCCUUUCAUGCUGACUUGACUUUGGGGGGACACAGCCAUUCCGAACAUCAGUUGACUCUUGGCAUAAACCUGUGAUUUUUUUCUUUCUUUCUUUCUUUUUUUCACUUUUUCUUAUCUUGGCUACAUUUUUCUUCUUUUUUUUUUUUUUUUGACUUUCCCUCUUUAUCCUAGGUUUCUAUUGGACAUAUAGAUCAUAUUUAUUUCUGAGGAUUCAAGGGCAUAUAUUCGCUAAAUUAAAUGUGAGUCAUAUUCCCAUUCAUUUGGUGGAUUCUGAGAAGCAGUGCCAGUGGAACCAUGCAAUAAGUUGGAGACUUUUCUGUAUCCCUCUAGCCUUGUUGACUCACCCUGGGUUUUUCCAAUUAGAGAACCCUGUGGUGGAUGCUGCCCUGACCCUUGACCUCACACCCACGAUAAGGUCAAGCUCAGUGGGUGGGACAAUGAAGUGGUCCAGUGAGACAUAACCAAAAGGACAGAGCCUGGCCCUUCUGCAUAUUCAGCAACCCUCAUGGGGCCCCUUCUCCGUAGGGUGGUGGAUAGGGGGUGAUGUCAUAUCAGAAGGAUCACCAGUAGUCUCACAGGAGAGAGUGUAGUUGUAUCAUGAAACACACUGCUGUUGAGAAGUGCACAAAAAUUAAAACAUUUUAAGUGUUUUUUUUUCUUGCUUUGUUGGGCAGAGUGCACCAGCAUAAACUACAAAGAUAAAAAUCUAUUGUCAGUUGACUGUGUGUUCCUUUCUUUCUUUUUUUUUCUUUCUCUUUCUUUUCUUUCUUUUUUUUUUUUAACAGCCUCAUUGCAAAACUACAUUCAUCCAAAAUGAAAUGAGGGAGGAGCAGAGAGCCAGCCAGGACACAGGUCUGUAGAAAGAUGGCUGGUCUGAGCUUCUGCCAGCAGGGCGGCACUCACACCCACCAGGGCUGCUGCCCCACACCCACUAGGGCUGCUGCCCACUUCUAUUUUUGUAAUGCCUAAAAGCAGUCACUAAGACAGGGUCUUUGGAGCCACAUACCUUUAGCUGGGACUUUUAAAACACAAUUUCUAGCACAUACUAGAAGUGAAAAAGGAGAUAUUUAUUUAUACCUGUGAUGCCAAUUGUCAUUAAAAUGCUUCCCAUGGCUUGACAA